GGGGGCGCCUCCAAUGGAGCUCCCCCCAUGCAACGCAAUCUGCGAGGAAGAAGGCGACCCCGAGAGGACCCAGCUUUGUUUACAAAGCUGCCGUCUCUGCUGUUUUCCUUGCUGCUGCCUUUUCUCUCUUCUUCAUACUGCUUUUUCACUGCCCAAAGAGAGCUGUGAUUGUGGAUUAUGACCAAAGAUAUUGUUGCAGAAGCUGUCCCGGAGACGGUCACGGAUAUGGCCCCUACUGCUGUGGAACAGGAUAAAGAGACAACUCCUGUAGUACCAGAGGCUGCUCCGGAGAAGGUGGAGGCUCCCGUCGAGGAGAAGCCUGUAGUCGAAGUGGCUCCCGUUAAGGAAGCCGCUCCUGUUGAGGAGGUUGCCCCUGUUGAGGCAGCACCUCCAGCUGAGGAGGAGAAGGCUCCUGUAGUGGAGGAGACAACACCCGCCAAAGAGGAGGCACCAGCACCAACACCAGAGGCUCCUGUAGCAGAAACACCUGCGGCAGAAGCACCAAAGGAAGUAGCACCGGAGGUGCUCACACCGGCCGAGCCUACUCCAGCUGAAGAUGCAGCCCCAGUGAAGGAGGCUGCUCCCGUCGAGGAGGAAGCCCCAGCAAAGGAGGCUGCACCAGUCAAGGAGGAUACUCCAGCCACAGAAGCAGCACCUGCCGAGGAGGGAGCCAAGGAAGUGGCGCCUGUCGACAAAGAGGCAACUCCAGCACCAGACGCAGCAAAGGAUGGAGCCGCAAAAGAAACGCCUGCACCAGCUGUUGACGCAGCAGUAGUACAAACUACUGGCGGAUCAGUAGCAGCAGGUGUGGCAGCUGUGGCGACGGAACUGCAGGCGAAGACAGCAGAAGACGCAAAAGACAUCUAUAACAACCUCGCAAAAGAAGUUGCAUCUACGAUUACUGACAAGGAUGACGAAACCUUGAUGGAGAAAAUCGCCGACGCUGUGCAGGUUGUUACGAAAGAGGUCAUCGAAGGCGUCCAGGAUGUCGGAGAGGCGAUUAAAGAACACCCAGAGAUGAUUGCUGAGGGAGCUAUUGCUAUUGCCGUCGGAGCCGCGACUAUGGUCGCACCAGGAAUUCUCGUUCCUGCACUCGCAAUGGUUGGCAAGAUGGCCUCGGAUCACGCUAUGAGCACCGCUAAGAGUAUCGCUGUCAAGGCAAGCGGCGAUGUGAUGAAGGAUAUCUCGGAGCAGCUGAAGAAGGAUGUUGCUGACAACAAAGAACAUGCUGAAGCCAAGGUGUCAGAUGUCAUCGUUGCAACACCCCAGGGCGAUGUUAAGGUCGAUGUCACUGUUGACGCCAGCAAGGGCAAGGAUGGCGAAGAUGUCAUCCUUGUCCAAGCAACAGGGACUGAAAUUGUGAAGGAGGCACCCGAGGCAGAUGCUAGGGAGGUCACCGAAAAAUCUACCGCCGAGGAGACCCCUGUUGCUGCUGCCGCCGCCACCGAUGACAAGUCCGUCACUGUGACGGAAGUGCCUAAGGAGGUUCUGGCAGAGGCACAUGCAACAAGAGAAAAGGCCGCCGAGGCUGAAGCUUCUGAGGCUGCACUUGCAACUGCCGAGACUGCGGAGACUACACGCGAGGUAGAGCCAGAGGCUGAAGUUGCCGAGACGGAGGCACCAGCGAGCGAAGCUGUCGCCGAAACCGCCGAACCUGCAGCUGCUGCCGGUAAGAAGGGCAAGAACAAGAAAUCAAAGGCGAAGGCCGCCAAAGCAAAGGCUGGCGCUUCAAAGACCGAGGAGACAGCAGCAGCACUGGCUAUCCCAGCGAUCGCCGCCGCAGCUGUAGCUGCCGUCGCUGUAGGCUCCAAGUACAAGGAGGAAGAGGCCAAGUCGGAGGAAGCACCAAAGGCCGAAGCUGAAGCAACUAAGGAAAUCAAGGAGACCGAGACAAACGGUGCUGCAGCUGUCCCAGAUGUCGAGGCCAAGGAGGCUGAGGCUGAUGCCGCCGCGACUGAGCCGGAGGUUGCUGAGAAGGCAGUUGACGCUGAAGAGAAGAAUGAUACCCCAGUUGUUGCCGAGGAGCCUGCCACCGAGACCAAGGAGGUUGAGGCUGAGCCGGAGGUUGCUGAGAAGGUAGUUAUCGACGCCGAGGAGAAGAAUGAUACCCCAGUUGUUGCCGAAGAGGCUGCCGCCGAGACCAAGGAGGUUGAGGCCGAGCCCGUAGCUGUUGUUGAGGAUAAGAAGGAGGAGGCAACAGCUGCCGUUGCCGAGCCAGAGGCUGAGGCAAAGGAAGUUGUUGCUGAGCCUGCCGCCGCUGUUGAGGAAACAAAGGAAAUCGCCUCUGUCGAUGUUUCCGAGCCAGAGGUUGAGACCAAGGAAGCUGAGCCUGUAGCUGCUGUCGAAGAGGCCAAGGAGGAGGCCCCUGCUGCUGUUACAGAGACUGAGACCACGUCUGAGCCAGCUGCUGUCGUCGAAGAGAAGAAAGACGAUACUCCCGAAGCCGUUGCUGAGCCUACACCAGAAGCCGCCGCAGUAGAGGCAGAGCCAGUUGUCGCUGCCACCGAGGAGGACAAGUCCGCCACUAUCGUUGCUGCUGCAACCGAAGCCGUCGCUGAGCCAGUAGCUGCAACUGAGGAGGCCAAGGAAGAGACCCCAGUUGCUGCUGCCGAGCCUGAAGCUGAGGCCAAGGAGGUGGAGGCUGAGCCGGCCGCUGCUGCUACGGGCAAGAAGGGCAAGAACAAGAAGUCUAAGGCUAAGGCUGCAAAGGGAAAGGCGGGUGAAGUCGUUGCCGCUGGAGCUGCUGCACUGGGCGUUUCGGCGAUUGCCGCUGGUGUCGUGGCAGCCACUUCUUCGAAGGAGAAGGCAGAGGAGGUUGCUCCUGCCGCUGUUGAGGAGAAGGAGGUUGCGCCUGCCGCUGUCGAGGAGGAGAAGGAGGCUGCACCUGCCGUUACCAAGGCAGCAGAGGAGGUCGUCGCGCCUGCCGCCGCUGAGGAGGAGAAGGAGGUCGCACCUGCAGUUGUCGAGGCAGCAGAAGAGAAGGAGGUUGCACCUGCCGCUGUGGAGGAAGAGGCUGCACCUGCCGCGGUUGAGGAGGAGGUCGCACCUGCCGUUGUCGAAGAGAAGGAGGUUGCACCUGCUGCUGUCGAGGAGGAGAAGGAGGCUGCACCUGCCGUUGCCGAGGCAGCAGAGGAGGAGGUGGCUCCUGCCGCUGUUGAGGAGAAGGAGGCUGCACCUGCCGCCGUUGCUGAAGCAGCAGAGGAGGAGGUCGCACCUGUUGCUGUUGAGGAGAAGGAGGCUGCACCUGCCGUUACCGAGACAGCAGAGGAGGUCGUUCCUGCCGCUACCGAGGAUAAGGAGGCUGCACCUGCCGCCGCCGAAACCACGGAAGAGAAGGAGGUCGCUCCUGCCGCUGUUGAAGCCACCGAAACCCCAGAGGUGGUCGCACCAGUUGAGGAGGUUGCCGAGAAGACUGCUGAGGUGCCUGCUGAAGCUGAGACUACCCCUGCAGAGGAGGUUGCCGAUAAAGAGGUUGCUGCUACCGAAGCACCUGCUGCCGCUGAAGCUACCGAGGCUACUGAGUCUGUCGAGACGACCGAGAAGGCUGCGGAAGAGGUAGUGACCGAGAAAUCUCCAGUUACCGAGGAGGUCGCUGCAUCCGAAGACGCCAAGGUCGCUGAAGAGGUUCCUGCCGCCGUUGAGACAAAGGAGGUAGUUGAAGAGGCUCAGCCAGUUGAGGCUGUGGCAGCUACCGAGGAGGUUCCUGUUCCUGCAGAGGAGGUCAUUGAGGAAGUUAAGGCAGUUGAGACCGCCGUUGCUACCGAGGAAGUCUCCGCUCCCGUUGAGGAGGUGAAGGAGGCAGUUAAGGAAGAGCAGCCAGCUGAAGUCGCAGCACCGGUUGAGGCUGCUGCCGAGGAGGAGGCUGCUGUCGCCAAGGCACCAGAGGUUGCUGAGGAGGUCGUCGAGACCAAGGAGACUGCCCCUGUUGAGGAGACUAAGGUCGAGGAACCAGCAGCAGUCGAGGAAGUCGCCGAGACCAAGGUCGAGGAUCCCGCUGCGGUUGAGGAGACUAAGGCCGAGGAGCCUACUGCGGUUGAGGAGACCAAGAUGGAAGAACCUGCUGCAGUUGAAGAGCCGGCUGUUGUCGAAGAACCCACUAAGACCGCCGAGGAACCAGCCGCAGUUGAGGAGACCAAGGCUGAGGAGGUCACCCCGGUUGAGGAGACCAAGGUUGAGGAGGUCGCCGCAGUCGAGGAGCCUGCUAAGGUAGAGGAACCUGUUGCUGUUGCAGAGGCUGCUGAGGCACCUUCCGCAGCAGAGGAGACCAAGGUCGAAGAGCCCGUUGUUGCCGCAGAGCCCGCCGCUACUGAGGAGCCAGCUGUUGCCGAGAAGGCCACAGUUGAGGAGACCAAGGUGGAGGAGCCUGUCGCUGUUGCAGAGACUGCAGUUAAGGCGCCUGCCGUAGUAGAGGAGGCUAAGGUUGAGGAGCCCGUUGUUGUCGCAGAGGCCGCCACUACCGAUGAGCCAGCUGUUGCUGAGAAAUCCGUCGUUGAGGAGCCAAAGGUCGAGGAGGUGGCUGCGGUUGCAGAGCCAAAGGUAGAGGAGCCAGUUGUCGCCAGCGAGGUUACUGAGGCUAAGGAAGUAGCACCUGCUGAGGAGGCCACCAAGGUGGAGGAGCCCAAGGUUGAGGAACCAGUGAUUGCCAACGCGCCUGCUGCAGUGGAGGAGCCCGCUAAGGUGGAGGAGGCUGUUGCAGUUGAGGAGCCCGCCAAGGUGGAGGAGACUGCUGUAGUCGAGGAGCCCACUAAGGUGGAGGAACCUGCUGCGGUGGAAUCAGUCAAGGCCGAGGCCCCAGUGGUUGCUGAGGAAGCUACGAAGGUUGAGGAACCUGUCGCUGUCGAGGAGCCAAAGGUCCAGGAAGAACCUAAGGUUGCAGAACAGCCCAAGGCCGAAGAGGCCGCUCCUGUUGCGCCAGCAGUUGUAGCUGAGGCCGCACCUGUCGAGGCUCCCGUGGCUGUUAAGGAAGCUAUCUCCGAGCCUGUCACCAAAUCCAUCGACGUCGCCGAACCAGUCACAGCCGCUGAGUCCUCCCAAGCAUCCGGCUCAUUCAAGACUGCUGAAACUUCCGAUGCCGAUCAGAAGCCUGCAGCCACUGAAGCUGCUGCUCCUGUUGCCGAGACAGCAGAGGCCAAGGAACCAGUUUCAGCCGCACCAUCGACGCCAGCUGAGAAGGCCGCCGAUGAGCCAACCACACCUACCACACCGAAAUUCAAGAAGGGUCACGUAAAGCGCAAGAGUAUGCUUGGUCGCCUCGGUUCGUGGUUCUGGCCGGGAAGUAGCUCGAAAGAGGCAACACCUCCGAUCGCCGAAUCGGCUGCCGCUCCUGCGAGCCCAGCCGCCAAGACCCCUGUUGCCGCCAAAUAGGUGGUGUGCUAUGAAGCAACGGCCUCAGCGUGAUUAUUGUUUGGAGGAGGGAGAUUGAUGUUUUGAUGCGAUUUGUUUUUUAUACCCCUUCGCUUGUUUUGUCAUGUUAUGUUUUUGUGCACAUAAUGAGUGCAUGACACAUGUAGUUUGACGGAAAUUUUUAAUGAUUAUCAUGUUUGUACUAGUUUAUGCGUUGGCUCUGUUUAGUUAGACGUUAGCUGAAUGCCAAAAUUUGUCUGUCAG
This is a messenger RNA of Pseudogymnoascus verrucosus, 5607 nucleotides long. RefSeq lists its product as uncharacterized. NCBI's taxonomy places the organism in Eukaryota, Fungi, Ascomycota, Leotiomycetes, Thelebolales, Thelebolaceae. The record is from RefSeq and is a predicted model, not a curated record. Bases 178 to 5364 code for a protein of 1728 amino acids. The transcript is spliced from 4 exons.